AUGGUCGGACUUGUAUCGGCCGCCGGUCUUGUCGGCUUCCUCUCCGAGCCUGACCCAGAGCUUAAGGUCUUUGCCUUAAAGACAUUAGAUUCUCAGAUCGAUCAUCUCUGGACAGAAGUCGUCAACUCUGUCCCCGAAAUUGAGGCUCUAUACGAAGAUGAAUCAUUCUCGGAACGUGGACUAGCAGCGCUAGUCGCAUCGAAGGUGUACUAUCACCUGCAGGAAUAUAACGAGAGCAUGGUCCUCGCUCUGGGCGCAGGCAAGCUGUUCAAGCUCGAGAACGGUGGCGAAUACGAGGAAACCAUCAUCGCGAAAUGCGUUGACACAUUCAUUUCUCUAUCUGCUGCCCAAAGGCCCACCACCGGUGACCAAUCCGCCAACCUGAACACUGCAUUCCCAGCAUCGGGCGACGGUGCCACAAGUACAUCCGCCAGCCUUACCUCCCCCAUCACACCAUUCUCUAAAUCCGCUCUGCCCUCCAAAUCACUGCUUUCUCGUGCUGAGGUUCCCGGAAUCGAUGCCGCACACCCGGGUGGCGAUGACACCAGCGUGGUGCACGAGGAGAGCUCUUUGGUGCUUAAGCGUGGUGUCCAAGGACAAUUGCAAGGUGUUAUCGAGCGACUGUUUGAAGAAUGUUUCCGACAGAAGCGAUACCGCCAGGUAAUUGGAAUCGCCAUUGAGGCGAAGAGCUUGGACGUGCUCCGUAUGGCCAUCCUUCGCGCCAGCAAUGACGAGAAGCAGCAGGAGGGUGAUUCUCGCCAAAGUGAGGAACUCAUGGAGUAUGUUCUUGACAUUUGCAUGGGCGUUGUUCAAGAACGGGCCUUCCGCAGCGAGAUCCUCAAGCUCAUUUUGGAGCUGCUUAACGAGAUCCCCGCACCCGACUUCUUCUCCAUCGCCAAAUGCGUUGUGUACCUUAAUGAGCACUCCAUGGCGUCCAAUAUCCUGCGCCAAUUGGUUGAGAAGGGUGAUGCGCGCUCGCUCGCCGUCGCCUACCAGAUUUCUUUCGACCUUUACGAUAACAGCACACAGGAGUUCCUCCAAAAGGUUCGGCAAGAAAUUGCUGAGCUCGUGCCCGAGGAUACGGCAGAGGAUAACGAUCAGGAGGCCGAGCCGACAGAGUCGGAUUCGCUUAUCCAGAACCAGGGAACCUCAUCCCAGCGUCCUAAUAAGCAAUUUGAUCUCCCAGAAGAAGCACUCACUGCUUUUAAGAACAUUAUUCAGAUUCUCGAUGGUAUUAAAACCAUCCAGCUGAACCUGGAAUUCUUAUACCGCAACAACAAGGCCGAUAUUGCGAUCCUGAACAAGAUCCGAGACAGUCUGGAGGCUCGCAAUUCGAUCUUCCACACAGCUGUCACCCUCUCCAACGCUUUCAUGCACGCUGGAACCACCCACGACAAGUUCUUCCGCGAUAACUUGGAGUGGCUUGGCAAGGCCGUGAACUGGUCCAAGUUCACAGCCACUGCCGCACUGGGCUGUAUUCACCGUGGCAACCUGAGCCAGGGCCAGAAGCUUCUUCAGCCAUACCUUCCCCGUGAACACAUUGCCGGAGUUGGAGGCUCUGGAUCUGUUUACAGCCAGGGAGGUUCCCUCUACGCUUUUGGUCUGAUCUAUGCCAACCACGGAGGCAUGGCGGUCGACAUCAUCCGCGAUCACUUCAAGAAGGCUACUGAGGAGGUCGUUCAGCACGGAGGUGCCCUUGGACUCGGUGUUGCUGGUAUGGCUACCGGUGACGAAGGCAUCUACGAUGACCUGCGUAAUGUUUUGUACACUGAUUCUGCUCUCAAUGGUGAGGCUGUUGGUCUUGCCAUGGGUUUGAUCAUGCUGGGUACUGGCAACAUGAAGGCAUUGGAGGACAUGAUUCAGUACGCACACGACACCCAGCACGAGAAGAUUGUCCGUGGUCUCGCCAUGGGUAUGGCUUUGAUCAUGUAUGGUCGCCAGGAAGGCGCGGACGAGCUGAUUAAUGGUCUCCUCGGCGACCCCGACCCAACUCUCCGCUAUGGUGGUAUCAUGACCAUUGCCCUGGCCUACUGUGGCAGUGGCAGCAACAAGGCUGUUCGCAAGCUUCUGCACGUCGCCGUGAGCGAUGUCAACGAUGAUGUUCGUCGUGUUGCCGUUCUCAGCUUGGGCUUCAUCCUGUUCCGCAAGCACCAGAGCGUUCCCCGCAUGGUUGAGCUGCUCUCCGAGUCAUACAACCCCCAUGUUCGCUACGGUGCUGCCAUGGCACUGGGUAUUUCUUGUGCCGGUACUGGCCUGGACGAAGCUAUCGACCUCCUCGAGCCCAUGCUCAAGGACUCAACCGACUUCGUCCGCCAGGGUGCUUUGAUUUCCCUUGCCAUGGUUCUUGUUCAGCAGAACGAGGCUAUGAACCCUCGCGUGACGAGCCUACGCAAGGCCAUGAUGAAGAUGCUCGGUGACCGUCACGAGGAUGCCAUGGCCAAGUUCGGCUGUGCCAUUGCCCUCGGUAUCAUCGACGCCGGUGGCCGCAACUGCACAAUCAGCUUGCAAACCCAAACGGGCAACCUUAACAUGCCUGGUAUCGUUGGUGCUGCGGUCUUCGUGCAGUACUGGUACUGGUUCCCUCUCACCCACUUCCUCUCCCUCAGUUUCACCCCGACCUCCGUCAUCGGAGUCGACCAGAAGCUCGAGGUUCCUCACUUCAAGUUCCACAGCAACACCCGCCCUAGCCUCUUCGACUAUCCCCCUGAGCAACAAGUCAAGACCGAAGAAGCUCCGGAGAAAGUCAAGACCGCCGUUCUUUCCACCACUGCCCAGGCCAAGCGUCGUGCCCAGCGUCGUGAGAAGCAAGCGCGCCGCGAGAGCAUGGACAUCGACCAGGCCCCCACCACACCCAAGGCCACCGAGCCCGAUGCGAUGGAGACGGACGAUGCCACCAAGGAGGAGGGAGAAGAUGCUAAGGACACUGAAAAGAGUGCCACCGAAGGCCAGAAGAAGAAGGUUGAGCGCGAGAAGGUUGGAUACGAGCUCGACAACCUCUCAAGGGUGCUCCCCGCCCAACUCAAGUACCUCACAUUCCCCGACCCACGUUACGAGCCGGUCAAGCGCCCUACCGGCGGUGUCGUCGUUGUCCUGGACAAGCAACCCGAGGAGCCUCGCGAGGUCGUCGAACUGAAGGCCAGCAAGGAAGCCCGCCAACCGCCCCCAUCAACCGAGACCCUGCAGGACCGUCUGCAAGCCGCGAUUGGUAACGCGGCAGCACGUGGCGGCCCGCAGACUCCUACCCGUGAUGACCCUCUGGAAGCCCUGGCCAACAUCGCCGGCGGCGCUGCCGCUGGUGCCGGUGUCUUGACGGCCGUGGAUGAGGACGAGGAAGGCGUUGAGGAUGCUCCUGUCCCUGACGACUUCACCUACGAGUCGGAUGAGGAGUAG
Penicillium olsonii is the source of this 3390-nucleotide messenger RNA. The record is from the annotation of a GenBank genome assembly. Lineage: Eukaryota; Fungi; Ascomycota; Eurotiomycetes; Eurotiales; Aspergillaceae.